UGGCGGCGCGGAGGGUGUACGAAUUUUCGCUCCGCUGUUAUUGGGAUACCUGCUUUUACAAACAUAUAUACACAUUGCUCAAAGCAGAGAAGUGGUUUUACUUGAUACAACAACAGCAUCAGACCGACUGAGAUGGACAUCUUACACACAAAACACCAACAAUAUGGGGUGGGUGGAAGCUAGUUACAACGACAAUGAAGGAAAUCCUCUGAGGAUAUACACAUCGUGUUAUGUUACACAAACAAAUGUGAACAAUUGGUUGCGGACUCCUUUUAUCGAUCGCAAGGACGCAAAUCGACUUUACAUUGAUAUCCGGUUUUCUAUGCGAAAAUGUAUACGACACAAAGACCCUCAAAGGUUACAACAGUGCAAGGAGACUUUUGUCCUGUAUUAUUAUGAAGCCGAGUCUGACUUUGCCAACGCCAUGAUGCCAACGUGGGACCCAGAGACAUAUUUCAAAAUGGAUGUGAUUGCUGCAGACUAUUUGUAUGAGGAUGAAAACGACAUCCGAAUCAAUGUGGAGACAAAGAGUAUCCCCAUCACCAGGCAAGGCGUCUACUUUGCUAUCCAGGACACUGGGGCUUGUAUAUCUUUGAUUUCCAUCAAAGUGUAUUACAUCACCUGCCCCAAUAUCACACAGAACUAUGCCUUGUUCUUGGAAACGCCCACUGGCCCCGAUUUGACCUCUGUUGUCCAGAAACAAGGGCAAUGUGUUGCAAAUGCCGCUGAAGAAAAGCGACCCACCUAUCUGUGCAAAGGCGGAGGAACUUGGGCGUUGUUGGAUGGCGGCUGCAAGUGCAUGCCGGGAUACCAAGCCACUCCGAGUCAAACAUGUGUCGGAUGUCCAGCGGGCACGUACAAGUGGCACACCAGCAAUGAGCCUUGCAGGAACUGUCCCGCUCACAGCUUUUCCAGUCACCGUCACUCGGUCAUGUGUGAAUGUGAGUCAGGAUUUUACCGCAGCCCAGAUGACCUCAAGUCUGCACCUUGCACAAAGCCCCCAUCGGCCCCACUAAACCUGAAACUGAAAUCCAGUGAUCAUAUGUCGGCGACUAUGACCUGGUCGCAGCCACAGUUCCUGGGAGGCAGGACAGACCUGUCGUAUCGGGUGGAGUGUCUGGAGUGUGGUACAGGAGGUGGUUCCCCCUGCAGGGAGUGUAGCUCAGGCGUAGAGUUCUACCCUAAACAACAGGCCUUCAAUACAACCUCUUUGACAGUCCGAGGGCUGUUGCCCAGUACAGACUACAACAUCAAGGUUUAUGCUGAGAACGGUGUCACACAGAAGAGCAAGAGAGUGUCAGUGGCUCAGACAGAAUUCACAACCGAAGCUGCAGUCCCUGCCAAGAUAAACGAUGUACAGGUGAUCAGUGUGGGGUCUACCUGGAUCACUGUGGGCUGGGACAGGCCCCUGGGGUCACAGGGCGAUAUAGAGCGGUACCAGCUCAGACAUUUCCCCAAAAACAACAGGUCAGGUGGCGAUCUCGUCUAUACCAAACAGAAGAAUUACACGUUCCGUGGACUGGCCCUGCAGACAGAGUACGGCUUUCAGGUACGAGGGAAGACACAGAAAGGCUGGGGACAAUACAGUGACAUCAUCUACGUGAAGACAGGUACAUUGGUAUCAAGAAGCACGAUUGAGCAAGGCCAAGGGAUGUCUGUGGGAAUCAUCGCUGGAGCCAUUGUAGCUGUCAUUCUCUGCAUGGCCAUCGCUAUUAUCAUGGUACUCAUUUUACUGAGGAGAAAUCGUAAUGGAUGCAAUGAGAAGAAUGUCAGCGAGUGUGACAACCUUCAGUACACUAACGUAGUGCAUUGUGCCCCAUUGGAACACCAUUUUAACGGUGGAUUGACCGUCCCUCUAUUUCAACCCCCGGGGGUAGUGAAGACCUACAUCGACCCUCACACCUAUGAGGACCCUAACCAAGCUGUGCGAGAAUUCACGCGGGAAAUUGACGCCUCUCACAUCACCAUCGAAUCGGUCAUUGGCGGAGGUGAAUUUGGUGACGUGUGCAAAGGCAAACUGCGCAUCCCAAAUCGUGCAGAGAUGUCUGUUGCAAUCAAAACCCUGAAGCCAGGAGCCACAGACAAGAACAGACUGGACUUUCUGACAGAAGCCAGCAUCAUGGGACAGUUUGAUGACCAGAAUGUCAUCUUUCUCGAGGGAGUUGUGACAAAAAGUAAUCCAAUCAUGAUUGUGACAGAGUAUAUGGCAAAUGGGUCACUGGAUGCGUACCUGAGGAACAACGACGGCAAGUUUACAGUUAUCCAGCUAGUUGGAAUGAUGAGAGGGAUCGCCUCGGGCAUGAAGUACUUGUCAGAGAUGGGCUACGUUCACAGGGAUUUAGCAGCAAGAAAUAUUCUUGUCAACGAGACUCUGGUUUGUAAAGUGGCUGACUUUGGUUUGUCCCGGGAAAUAGAAAGUGAUACGACUGAUGGGGCAUACACUACAAAGGGUGGCAAGAUACCAGUCCGAUGGACAGCCCCAGAGGCUAUCGCCUUCAGAAAGUUCACUUCGGCAUCGGAUGUGUGGAGCUAUGGUGUGGUCAUGUGGGAAGUGAUGUCCUAUGGAGAGCGACCGUAUUGGAACUGGUCUAACCAGGAUGUGAUCAAAGCUGUGGAGAGGGGCUACAGACUUCCUCCUCCAAUGGACUGCCCUGAGGCUUGUCAUCAGCUCAUGUUGGACUGCUGGCAGAAAGAGAGAUCUCAUCGUCCAAAAUUCCUGGCCAUUGUGAAGACAUUGGACAAACUGAUCCGUGCUCCUGAGCUUCUCCGCAAAAUCGCAAAACAAAGGCCACAUAAUUUCAUCGACCCUAACAUGCCUGACAUGACACAGUUCACCAGCAUUGAGGACUGGUUGAUCUCCAUCAAGAUGGAACGUUACAGUAACAACUUUCUCCACGCAGGAUACUGCAACAUGGAACAGAUCUCGCGCAUGACUGUCAAAGAACUGAUCAAUCUAGGAAUUACACUUGUUGGACAUCAAAAGAAAAUCAUGAACAGUGUUCAGACUCUCCGUGCACAACUGGGAGGUGUUCAAAUGUCAGAAGGAUUCCUAGUAUAGCCGGGUCUUGUCCCGUGUUUUAGCAAUUCUUAUCAAAUUGUCAGAACUCUCCUGAUGUUGUGUCCAUAGAUCACGAAUGAUCGCACCAGGGUGGGGCAAAGUCUUCACCUCGGGAGAGCAAGAUGUGCCAUUGAUCUCGGCGCGAGCAGUGGGCAUUUUGUGUUGUGAGGCAACAUAAUGUCAUGGAUUGACUGAUCCAGUACUCUGUUCUGAUUGGCCAGCUGGACAGUGACUGACUUGUGAUUGGACAAAAUCUGAACGAACACAUGUAAUCAUUGUGUGAGAAAAUGGCAUAAGGGCAGAGGUUCUCAGACUGAAAACCUAGUGCUACAAAAGGAUGUGUUGUCUGUGUGUUGGAAGACUAUUAACUACUCGAAAUGUGAUAUAAAAAAAAUAAACUUUACAGACAGUAAUUCCAUAGAAUUGUGUGAAAACUGGUCACAUGACCGAUAUGUUUGUGUUAUAUGCUAAAGUUGUGGUCUGAAUCCUAGACCGUGCUGACUGGCAACAUGGGACAGUAUUUGUAAAUACAGGCUGAUCAGUGAGGAGAGAAUCUUUCCGUAUCUUGUCCGUGGAGCUUUCUAGUUGAGGCCCAAUCUACAGAGUGUAUAUAGAGACUAUUUAUUGUGGCAAGGGAAAUACGGCUUCGAAUGCACAGCAGUAGGUUCCAUGUUAUAAAUGGUGUUGAGAAAUAUACUAUCUGUUCAGGUGUAUAUUAGUUAUAAACUAGUGGCUUUGUCCCAGAGGGUUAAGCCUGUCUGAGUAUAUGGCAGUAGAGCUUGUGCAGCGUUGUUGAACUGAGGGUAAGGAUAAAAUAUAACUCUUACAUUCUGUGGUUUUGCUUAAACCUUUUAAUGAUGGUUUUCUAUGGUUUGUAUGGCUUAUGGGCUUUUAUCUUUGUUUCUUUCGUACUGUAUUUUAACCAUUCUCUCACUGUGAUGGCUUGAGUGUGAAUGAAUAGUGCUCAGCCCGUGAAUUUUCUUGCGUUUGAUAUUAUUCUCCAGUUUGUACUUUGAAAACCUUAAGAGUGAAUUACUCAUACUAGAACCUGAAAUAUAUGUAAAGAAGAUGCUUCAUGUACGGAAGGCAAGUUUCAUCUUCAUCCUCAGUUAUCAGUCAUUUUCAUCCCGUGUACAAAACAUCAUUAAAACAUAUGUUCUUAUUUGUACAAAAGAAAUAUGAUCUUUAUGCAUCAAGUUGUAAUAACUCCCUGGUUUUACAGAAUAUUUUUUAGAAAUUUUUGUUCACGGUCACUUACAUAUAGUUUUACCGAUUUUCAAAAGCUAUGCAAGGAAACAAAAAUUUUAAUGCAAACUGUUUUUGUUUUAUUUUUAACAUAAAGUCGAUGCUUUGGAAGUUUUCAUGUUCUGAUUGUGUUCUAUAAUGUGCUUAUUUAACUUAUCCCUUCUAGAAUCUAGUGAGUCAUUGUCGUAUCAUUUCACGAGGAGAAAAAAGGUCUGUCCAUAAUUUUUAUGUUAAAGAAUUCUAGGCAAGCUAUUCGUAGAUUUGAGGUUUUAAAUGCACCAAUAAAUACAAUUUAGCAUUUACCUUUAGCCACAUAUAAGUAAGAGAAAGUUUAGAUGGCUGUAGACAUGCAGUCGGUCCUGUCUGCUAUCUCAGCCACAGUGUUAACAUCAAAAAUUUUACCAUGCUAUACAGGAUAUGAUGAUGUCCCACGGACUCCUUCCUCUUUGCUCCCAUGUAUCACUGCUGCCCGGGGCAUGAUUGUUACCUGUGCUGGUAGAAUUUAAUAUCCCUUCAAGGUACUGAUUGCUCAGAAAUGCUGAUGAUAUUGUGAGCUAUCAAGACUGAAACAGCCUUACAAAGCAUGAAACUCUCAGGCUGUUUCACAUCAUAAUCCAGAAUACAGCACUAUUCUUACCUGUUUGGUGACCUGACGAGUCAAAAUUCAGGUACCAAUCUAGCUGGCCAGAAUUCCUGACUGGUUGAAAUCAAACAAUUAUCUAUGGC
This is a messenger RNA of Liolophura sinensis, 5029 nucleotides long. Its product is annotated as ephrin type-A receptor 4-like. Bases 164 to 3058 code for a protein of 964 amino acids. Lineage: Eukaryota; Metazoa; Mollusca; Polyplacophora; Chitonida; Chitonidae. Gene Ontology annotation, molecular function: protein binding; transmembrane-ephrin receptor activity; ATP binding. Gene Ontology annotation, cellular component: dendrite; plasma membrane. The transcript has 19 exons. Gene Ontology annotation, biological process: ephrin receptor signaling pathway; axon guidance; protein phosphorylation. The record is from RefSeq and is a predicted model, not a curated record.